UGAGCGGAUUCCUCAACUCUCUCCAUCAUGCUCCUCGCCUGCUGAUUCUGAAGGAGAAGACUUGCUGGGAUUGCUUAUAGAGAGACAGGCGUGCGACAGAACGUGUGCGUCCUUCUGCUGGACUCGUCCCGGUGAAGAUGCGCUGGAGUGAAGUGACGUUCAGAUGACAGCAGUUCACUUUCACGCCAAACGCGGACACCCGAUCAUCCGCAGUGCUUGCAUUUGUAGGAGCAUCGAAAACAGAUGAAUUGACAUCGGAGUGUCAUGAGAGCGAAACUGGGGAUUGUUUUGGAGUCUGUGCACGUGGUCCCUGGAUUGACUCCGGAUCAUGCUGUGACUGACAGCUAGCUUCAAAUUAAAUCAAACCGCUGGAAGGACUUUAUUGCGAUUGAAAGCUGUGGUCCAGGAGGAUUAUGAGAUGCUAUCAGAGUCUGCAGGAUGCUGUGGGUCCACGAGCGUGAUGAGAAGUUUCGUCUUGGUUUCGGAGAGUUGUGAACGCAACUUGAGCGCUCAGGAUGUCUCAGGGACUCUGCGAUGGAUUUUGCUCUAAAACCUGCACAUUUAUCCAGAGAGAUAGAGGUUGAAAAUCCUCACGUUUGUAGAAGGAUCACUGAUUCUGGAGAUAUUUGGCGCAUUUCAGUAGGCUGAGGUUGUGAUGAACCGAGACUUGGACGGAAUGCAGUUUAAAGAAGACUCGGUGGAUUUUAAGUUGCACUAUGGCAUAUGGGAGUAUGUAGAUAUUUAAACCAUGCAUGUGAAGACAGAAACAGCGAAUAACGAACAUCACGUUGCUUGAUCAGAUUAAUGGAUUCAGACAGCGUGUGUUUUUCAGCACCUUGUUAUACUGAUGUACUGGAUCAAAACAUGCUUUAUGAAAACAGAAAUGGCUGGAAGCACAACUCCUUAUAAUGCACUGACUUGAUAGUGCUUUGAUUUCUAAUCUAAAGUUGGGAAUCACUGAAGGUCCUCUUCUCUUCAGUAGAUGAUUGAAGCUUCAACAGGUGACUGAGUGGUCCGUGCAGAUUCAGAAUGCUCGUGUUGGUAUGAGAGCUCACCCCGUGGGUUUACAGUCCACCCGUUCUUCUUCCUUCUUCUCCUGCCCUGCUUCUUGCUGUCCACAUGCAGGCGAAGAAGCGAUACCUGCUGGUAUCUGUGGGGGCCUGUAGCCUCUUACUAGUCUACCUGUGUGGCCUACAAGUCGGUGAGUUCCAGAACAAUGCCCAGCUUUACGGAGUCUCACAGAUCGCCGGUGUCCCACCUCAGCCGCCCCGCUGGCCGGAAUGGGUGGAUCCUCCCCUACAGACGUACCUCGGUGAGGCCGAGCAGGAAGAGGACGGACCCCUGCUUCUUCAUCAACACACGUCUCCUCACGAGAGACGAGAGAUCCAGAAGAACAUCUACAAGAGCCGGCGAUGUCGCAUGGAGACCUGUUUCGAUUUCCAGCGCUGCGAACGGGGGUUUAAAAUCUACGUGUAUCCGCCUCAGAAAGGUGAGGCGCCUUCGGAAAGCUACCAGAAGAUUCUGGAUGCCAUCGAGGAAUCGCGGUUUUACACGACUGACCCUAAUGAGGCCUGUCUGUUUGUAUUGAGCAUAGACACUCUAGACAGGGACCAGCUGUCCGCUCAGUAUGUACAUAACGUCCGAGCCCGAAUUCAAAGCCUCCCUCUGUGGUACGAAGGGAGGAACCAUCUGAUUUUUAACUUGUACUCUGGAACGUGGCCUGAUUAUACGGAGGAACUAGGCUUUGAUAUCGGCCAAGCCAUGCUGGCCAAGGCCAGCACCGACGUGGACAACUUUAGACCACGCUUUGACGUGUCCAUCCCUUUGUUUUCAAAAGACCAUCCUCAGAAAGGAGGGAGCAAAGGUUAUCUGAAUCUUAACAAUGUCCCUCCCUUACGGAAAUACUUGCUGGUCUUCAAAGGGAAGAGGUAUCUAACUGGCAUCGGUUCUGAAACCAGAAAUGCUUUGUAUCAUAUACAUAAUGGGGAUGAUAUCGUUUUAUUGACUACCUGCAAACACGGGAAAGACUGGGAGAAACAUAAGGAUGCAAGGUGCGACAGAGACAAUGAAGAAUACACAAAGUUUGAUUACCAAGAGCUGCUACACAACUCCAGUUUUUGCCUUGUUCCUCGGGGCAGGCGGCUCGGGUCCUUCCGCUUUCUAGAGGCCCUGCAGGCAGCCUGUAUUCCUGUACUGCUAAGUAACGGAUGGGAGCUGCCCUUCUCAGAGGUCAUUGACUGGAGUAAAGCUGCCAUCAUUGGAGAUGAGAGAUUAUUGCUGCAGAUUCCAUCUAUCACCAGGUCUGUGGGUUCAGACAGAAUCCUGGCACUGCGGCAGCAGACUCAGUUCCUGUGGGAUGCCUACUUCUCCUCCGUCACAAAGAUAGUCUUAACCACAUUAGAGAUUAUCCACGACAGGAUACGGACGCACAUGUCCAGAAGCAGCCUGAUGUGGAAUUCUUUGCCUGGAGGACUUUACGCACUUCCUGAGUUCUCCAGCGACCUCACCCUCUUCCCCUUCUACUACUCAACACUUGGUAAGAGUCCGUCUCAGGAGUUUACAGCUGUCAUUCAAGCGGUCACACCUCUACAGUCCCAACAGCAGCCCAUAUUCAAACUGAUCCAUGCGGUCGCCAAGUCCAAGUUCUGUGCACAGAUUUUAGUGUUGUGGAACUGUGAGAAGCCUCCACCACCCAGAAACAAGUGGCCCUCCAUCACAACACCCUUCUCCGUCAUUGAGGGCAAAAGAAAGACGAUGAGUGGCCGUUUUUUCCCUCAUCAUGCUAUCAAAACUGAUGCAGUUCUCAGCCUGGACGAGGACUCGGUUCUGUCCACCAACGAGGUGGAUUUCGCCUUCAUUGUUUGGCAGAGUUUUCCAGAUCGGAUCGUAGGCUACCCAGCACGCAGCCAUUAUUGGGACAGUGGGAAGGGGAGGUGGGGUUAUACCUCUAAAUGGACCAAUGAAUACUCCAUGGUGCUCACAGGAGCUGCGUUCUACCACAGGUAUUAUCAUCACCUGUACACAUACUACCUGCCAAUAUCUCUGCUGUCAGUGGUGGACCAGCUGGCCAACUGUGAGGACAUCCUCAUGAAUUUCCUCAUCUCUGCAGUAACCAAACUCCCGCCAAUCAAAGUCACACAGAAAAAACAGUACAAGGAGACCAUGAUGCAGCAGGGCUCGAAGGCAUCUCGAUGGGCCGACCCAGAUCACUUUGCACAGCGUCAGUCCUGCAUGAACUCUUUCACACGUUGGUUUGGCUUCAUGCCUCUCCUUCACUCUCAGUUGCGUCUGGACCCCGUCCUCUUCAAAGACCAGGUCUCUAUCUUACGCAAGAAAUACAGAGACAUUGAGAGGUUGUGAGGGGCAAAUCCCUCCAACACCCCGCUGAACUCCUCAGAACAUCCCCAAACAGACCUUCAGUGUUCAGUUUGCCUGGACUCAAAUACAAUACGUUCCAUCUACAGAAGAAAAAAAAAAUAUAUAUAUAUAACAAAAUAUGCAACACUGAAUGGUUUUAUCUGCAGCUGAAGCCAUUUGCUCAGAAUAGGACUGAUUUGCGUGUACAAAUUUGUUGUUGUCAUCGAUGUUGUUGUCUGCGAGGGCCAUAGCCACUGCACAUGUAUGAAAAAGAGGCAAAAGUGUCCUGUGAAUGGAUGAAAACAGCUCAACGAGUCACCUAUGCCUGCAAUAUCUAUUUUAAUUUCAAUUAUUUUUUAAGAAAUUCUUCUUUUUUUUAAAGAAGUUUAAAAGAAAUAAAAUCUAUGAAUGCAAAGUGGGUUUGCACCCUAAA
Messenger RNA from Carassius gibelio (silver crucian carp), 3790 nucleotides. Its product is annotated as exostosin-1-like. NCBI's taxonomy places the organism in Eukaryota, Metazoa, Chordata, Actinopteri, Cypriniformes, Cyprinidae. Gene Ontology annotation, cellular component: membrane. The transcript is spliced from 12 exons. The coding region runs from base 1120 to 3360 and encodes 746 amino acids. Gene Ontology annotation, molecular function: glycosyltransferase activity. The record is from RefSeq and is a predicted model, not a curated record.